AUGGCGAUUGUCAACAUGAUGUCUCUCCGCCAUCUAGUCGCCAUUGUGGCCGCACUGGCAUCAUCAUCGCCUGUCCAUGCGGCCGCCACUGUGCGUGAGCUAGGCCGGACUGUCGCGCUGGGAAACGCCAGCUAUUAUCUCCCCGGAGAGCCUGAGGUCGUUAUCCCAACAACAAAUCACCCGUUUAGGAAACCGGAAAACAAUGCGGCGUCGUUGCUCCCCGUCACGCAUGCGGUGCAGACCACAGACCUCUCUGUCCAGCAGGUCUUGGAUAAUUACGGCAAAUUAGAUGAUGUGUGGACACCUGACUUUGAAUCAUUCAUUCUGGUCAGCGGUGCCUUACCCAACAAGCCUCUCGCAGGAAACACCUUUUCGCUCAAGUCGUCGCCUCUAUCUGAGGUAGAAUCUCUCCCGCCGGGUCCGUAUUUUGCCCAAGUUACAGACUCGAGUGUCGCUUUCUUCCGCGCGUAUCGAGUCUAUGCCGACCCUGCCCGCGCUUUCUACUACGGCGUCCUGCAACAAAGCGAGCAUACGUUCGAGGUCCUGUCGUCAACGUCCCCUCUAACUAAUGGAGGGGCAACGGUUGCUGUUCCAAGCCGACUGUACUAUCCAGCGCCAACCAAGCAGAAGCCUCUAUCAGGUGUUCGAGUGGGGGUGAAAGACCUCUACGACCUGAAAGGACUCAAGACCGGGGCCGGAAAUCGCGCGUACUUCAAUUUCUACCCGGCCGCUGAUGACACUGCCGAGAGCAUCCAGCAUCUGAUCAGCCUGGGCGCCGUGGUUGUCGGCAAAACACGCACCAGUCAGUUUGCGAACGGCGAAACACCAACCGCCGACUGGGUUGAUUAUCAGGAUCCUUUCAAUGCGCGUGGCGACGGUUAUCAAGACCCUUCAUCCUCCUCAGCAGGUGCUGCUGCGGCGCAAUCCAACUACGACUGGAUUGACAUGAACGUCGGUUCUGAUACGGGCGGGUCGAUCCGUGCCCCAGCUGCGGUCAAUGGUGUUUUUGGCAACCGGCCAACUCAGGACAUUAUGUCACUGAAUGGCGUCGUCUCAAUGAGCUCGUAUAUGGACACUCCUGCCUUUGUUGCGCGAUCGGCUGCCGACUUUGCCUCGUGGGGGAAAGCUUGGUAUAGCGCCGGCAAUAUCUCUCUAAAGUCAUACACCAGGUUCCCAAACAAGCUCAUCUACCCUAUUGACACUCCGGGCAUCAAUACCACGGACUACCCAUCCCCGGGUUUCUUCCCAGUGACCAAUGAGCACGCCCAGGCUCUUUACAGCAACUUUACUCAGCAGCUGGAGGGUCUUCUCAAUACAAGCAAGACUGUCUUUGACUUUUACACCGAGUAUAAGAAGCACACCGGUGCCUAUCCCCUCGACUCGCUUGGUGCUGUGUGGGGCUUGAUGACUAGCUUCGAGCAGUUGCAAAACGUUGUCUCGCCCUUCAUAUCCGGUUACAAAGAAGCGAAUGGCGGUGAUCACCCAUAUUUGGACCCGCAAGUUGCGUUGAACAUGGACUUGGGCCGGAACACCACCAACGUGACUUUUGCUGAGGCUGUCGCCAACAAGACCACCUUUAAGAACUGGAUCGACGAGAAGGUUCUGAUUCCACGCCCUGAUGCGGCAGAGUGCUCGUCCGCAUUGCUGAUCCAUCCCAUCUGGGCCGGCGAGCCGAGCUACAGAGACAAGUACCCGACGGAAAGCCCAGAGGACGCGGGAGUGUCAUUUGUGUGGAACGAGUACGGCAUCAGUCAGCUAGCUGGUGUCCCCGAGGUGGUGAUUCCGCUUGGCCAGGUCAACUAUACCAGCAGGGUCACUCAGACGACGAAACAGCUGCCAGUCUCGGUGAGUAUCAAUGCUGCGGCUGGCUGUGACUUGAUGCUGUACGACCUCGUCGAGCUUCUUGCCAAUAAGAGUAUUAUUCCCAGCAAGGUAUUGACUGGGCAAAGUAUUCUCUGA
Molecule: messenger RNA, 1959 nt
Organism: Talaromyces rugulosus
Lineage: Eukaryota; Fungi; Ascomycota; Eurotiomycetes; Eurotiales; Trichocomaceae
Exons: 3
Coding region: 1-1959 (652 amino acids)
Source: RefSeq, a predicted model, not a curated record